Hippocampus comes (tiger tail seahorse) is the source of this 6754-nucleotide messenger RNA. RefSeq names its product marker of proliferation Ki-67 (gene mki67). Lineage: Eukaryota; Metazoa; Chordata; Actinopteri; Syngnathiformes; Syngnathidae. The record is from RefSeq and is a predicted model, not a curated record. The coding region runs from base 207 to 6416 and encodes 2069 amino acids. Gene Ontology annotation, molecular function: protein binding. Gene Ontology annotation, cellular component: nucleus; chromosome. The transcript is spliced from 14 exons. Gene Ontology annotation, biological process: regulation of chromosome segregation; regulation of mitotic nuclear division.
GAUACAAUAAUCUGAAAAGAGGAACACCGGCCGCUGCUGUGAAGUAAAGUAGCUUUCGCGACGCAUGGUCCCGCAGAUUUGGUUUUACCGUAAAUUUCAAAUGAUAUUAACUUUUGAAGAAGCAUUUAUUCGAACUGCAGCCUCUUGUGUACGUGUAUGGAUUUUUUAAAGUUGACGUGUCAUUGAAAGAAUCCAGCGUUGCCAGAAUGCCACUACAUGGAAAGAUAGUCGUGGUUAAGCGGACCGGAGGAGAUGGGACCGAAUUUCCUCUGACUGCAUCGUGCUUGUUUGGAAGGAAGGCUGACUGUGACAUUCGUAUUCAGCUUCCCCAAGUCUCGAAGGAGCACUGCAGAAUUGACUUGAAUGAAAAUAAAGAGGUAAUUUUAACAAAUUUGAGCUCGGUGAACCCGACCCUUAUCAACGGAGAGCAGCUACAACAGUCUGAGCGUUUGAAGGAUGGAGAUGUCAUAACCAUUGUUGAUCGUUCUUUCAGGUUUCAGUCCCCUCCGCCACCCACGCCGAAGAAAUUUGCCAAAGGAAGCAAAGCUGGAACCCCCAACCCUCAUCUAAAAAAUGGAACCAACCACAACAUCCAGCGAGCACUGGAGCAGGCUAAAGAGGAAGACCCCAAGGUGGACGGUGAUGUGCAACAAAGCAAGACGGUGUCUCCGUUUAGUGAUCUCUAUCAAAUGAUCAGAAAAUCUCUGGAUGUUAAAACCCCCCGUCAAUCUUCUGGCACCUACAUCCAGUCGCAGAGGAAAAGCAAUGUUUCCACAAAUCGAAACACAUUGGAAGUGGCCGAGGCCAAAGUCUCUGAUGGCGAAGCAGUAGCGAAGGCUAAAAAUAUAAGCAUUGUUACCCCACUGUCUGAGAAGAAGCGUAAGAAUUCCCCACAGGUUCUUUCUUCCGAUGUGGUGACACCAGGUAAAGAUGCACAAAAUGUCAAAUCUGAAGUGCGCUCGCCGCAGAAAAGGCAGCGUGUUACUCCUCAGAAGUCUGGUGCCGGAGAUGCUGUUGAGAAAAUGUGUACUCCAGCACCCAAGUCGCCAUUGCGAUGCAGGAGUCAGGAGGCCACACCAGCCAAGGAACACGUGAAAGAAAUGCCUAGCCCACAAAAUACAAACUCACCAAGAGCCACCGGGAAAGGGGUGCCAAGAAAACGCCAAAGCGCAGAGCUUGUGCUUAAUUCACCGGCCCCACAGAUGAAGAAAAGACACGUUUCCUUUGGAGGCUACCUGGUUCCUGAGUUGUUUGACAAAAAAAUGCCGCCUGAUUCGCCACUACGAAAAGGCGAGAAUCCAAGGAGAAGUCUCUGUCUCGCGAAACCCAAACAGUCAGUGCUGAGGCGAGCAUCGGUCAUUGGCCUACCAAAGGCUCAAAGUCCUGCAAAGAAGAGCCCUGAAUCUCCCAAAACCUCUGUCAAGAAAUCUCCAAAGCAAAGGUCCCCAUCCCCCAAAGAUUCUUCUCCGCAAAAGAAGACUCCAAAACCCAGGACACCCUCUCCCCAGAGGAAGUUGCCAAAAUCGACACCGGCCUCCCCGAGAGAGAAAUCUCCUGGGAAGAAGUCACCAAAACCCAACACACCGUCCGCCAAGGCCUCGUUUUCAGGAGAGAAAUCGGCCAAGUCAAAGUCUUUUUCCUUUGCGGCUUCGGAAAAGACACCAAGAACACCUUCACUCAAGUCACCAAAAUCUACACCGGCCUCACCCAAAUGGGCGUCUCCUGCUCUUAAGUCAGCAAAACCCAACACACCGUCGGCCAAGGCAUCGCUGUCAGGAGAGAAAUCAACAAAAUCAAGGUCUUCUUCCCCUUCAUCUUCCGAGAAGACUUCAAAAUUCAGCACACCGAGGAGAGCAUCUUCCUCCGGUAACAAAUUGGAAACUCCUUUGACCAAAGGCCCGACUUCCAAUGAAAUGCCCGAACGUGUAAAGAGGGCAAGCCCCAGGCUUACCCCCCCAAAAACGGUCAACCAACUGCCAGUGAAAACACCCCAGGGCCCCCAAAUGAAGAUUGCGUCGGCCCAGGGACGUUUUUCUGUGUCUCGCGUCGAAACCCCAUCACCGAUUGCAGACGAUGCUGUCAUCGAGCCGGUGCGGUCAGUCACGGUGACACCCAAAAUCCCUCUGAGGAGGAAGAGCAUGAAGAACACUUCGCGCAAGACUCCCUUGACCAAGAGUGCCAUCAAAAUGCUCCGAAGAAGCGGCAUUUCACGAGCCUCCCUGAAAGGUUUCGCCAUUCCAGCCACGUGCUCUUGGGCCGACACCGUCAGGUUUGGGCAGGCUAAAGUCCGCGCGGCUCUCCCCCUUCUGAGAACAGUCAAACAUACUGUCCCCAUCGCAAAGGUAUCGAAGAAGCUGGCGUCCAGAGCACAGACGCCUGUAAGAAAGCAGCUGGGCCACGCAAGCACCGGGCAUGCGGCGUCACCCGUUACCAUUGUUGUGGGCCGAGCUUCCAAGCGCCAAGUUACGCACCCGGUUGGCGCUCCGCCAAAAGUCAUCUUCAAUACAGCAAUCUCAAAGAAGAACAUGAACAUGGAUGAGGAUUUGUCUGGAAUCUCUGAAAUGUUUAAAACGCCUUCGAAAGAGGGGAGGAGGAGAUCGGAACACCGCCGCGGCAGCUCCGCCAAGACUCCAUUGGUAGUGAAUGAACCAUCUGUCGUUGAUCCUUCUGUGUUGAACACUCCCGAGGAGCCAGGUGAAAUGGCCGUGUCUCCGCUCUCUCUCGCAUCCACGGUGAAAGCGGGCCGGUAUAACAAAGAGGCAGUGAAACGCCUUCUCAGCGGCAGUCGGGAAUCCAGCUUCGUCGCCGACGCCUCUGCUCUGGAGAAGACGAGCGAAUCUGUUGAACAGCAAUGCGCAGAAAUGAUGGCGAGUGCUGCAACAACUCCUGAGCAGAAGCCGCCGCUACAGGAGUCUCUCACCGGUGUGAAGAGACUCCUAAAGACCCCAAAACAGAAGACGGAACCUUUGGAGAAUCUGAGAGGAAGACUCCUGAAAACACCCAAACAGAAGCUCGAGCCACAGGAAUGUCUCACUGGAGUGGAGAGGAUUCUGAAGACUCCCAGACAGAAGCCUGAACCGGUUGAGGAUCUGAGAGGGAAACUCCUGAAAACUCCCAAUCAGAAGUCUGAGCAAACGGAAUGCCUCACUGGAGUCAAAAGAAUUUUUACCACUCCAGAACAGAGUGAACCCAUCGACGUAGCAGAGAAACUCUUCCAAACUCCCACGGAUGCAGAAGUUGCUGAUGUUUCUUUCAAUAGUGUUGGAGACCAUCUGGAGACCCGAGACCGACCACCACUGGCUCAAGAAACCCGAGACCUACCGGAACCGACAAAUUCAUCGACUCUGAAAGUGGCCAGCUCCCCGACGGACGGCCUCUCGGCUAUCAAGAGAGUCAUGAAAACACCUCGGCAAAGACACGCUCCCGUUGAGGACUUCCUCGGAAUUGAGAGGCUCAUGAGGACUCCCAAAGAGCGAAGUGAACCGGUGGAGGACAACUUCGGCAUCAAGCAGCUCAUGAGGUCACCCAGAUUGAGGGGUAUAGCUCCCGUCGAGGACUUUGAGGGGCUUCAGGAGCUCAUGGAGGAACCAUCUGAGUUUAAAGAUCAACCUGCCAGUACUGACUUGGAUGUCGCAAAAGCAGGGGCAACCGAGGUUUUCGUAGAUGUUCCAAGUGUUGCUUGUGAAUCGUCAGGAGCUACACAAGCGGUUUCUCAGGCUGCGAUAGAAGAUAUACCGGGAGUGACGGAAAUGGACACGGCCGAUUCCAAGAAAUCAGUCCGAGGCCGAAGGGUCAAAGCAGCCGAUCUGGUGACAGAGGAAUCAUCUCAAUAUCCUGUGUUCUCUGCCCCUGUCAGAGGAAGACGGGGGAAGAAAGUAGAGCCUGCAGAAGAAGCUAAAGCUGCCCCGAAGCCUAAAAGAGGAAGAUACGCGAAAAAGGUUGAGACAGUCAGAGAGCCUCCCGCUGAAACUUUACCUGAGAGUGAGCCUGCAGUGACUGACAGUGUUGCGUCUUUGGAAGAAGAGGCUGUGAAGCCAAGAAGAGGAAGAUAUGCCAAAAAGGCUCUGAAACAAACCGAAACGGUUCCACAACCUGCCGCUGCAACUUUGCCGGAGCCCGAGACUGAGCCUGCAGUGACUGACAGUGUUGAAUCUUUGGAGGAAGAAGCUGUGAAGGAAAGAAGAGGAGGAAGAUUUGCCAAAAAGGCCUUGGAACAAACCCCACCAGUCCCACCACCUGCAAUGGAAACUUUGCCGCAGCCUGAGAGUGAGCCUGCAGUGACUGACAGUGUUGCAUCUUUCGAAGAAGAGGCUGUGAAGCCAAGAAGAGGAAGAUAUGCCAAAAAGGCUCUGAAACAAACCGAAACGGUUCCACAACUUGCCGCUGCAACUUUGCCGGAGCCCGAGAGUGAGCCUGUCGUGGCCGACAGUGUUGCAUCUUUGGAAGAAGAGGCUGUGAAACCAAGAAGAGGAAGAUAUGCCAAAAAGGCCUUGGAACAAACCCCACCAGUCCCACCGCCCACAAUGGAAACUUUGCCGGAGCCUGAGAGUGAGCCUGCAGUGACUGACAGUGUUGCACCUUUGGAAGAAAAGGCUGUGAGGCCAAGAGGAGGAAGAUAUGCCAAAAGGGCUCUGAAACAAACCGAAACGGUUCCACAACUUGCCGCUGCAACUUUGCCGGAGCCCGAGAGUGAGCCUGUCGUGGUGGACAGUGUUGCAUCUUUGAAAGAAGAGGUUGUAAAGCCCCAAAAAGGAAGAAACCCCAAACAACCAUCUUCUCGGUCCAAAAAAGCACAACAUUCUUCCCGCAGCGAUGACGUUUGCCAACACGACAUCGCACAAGAUAUCGAGGAAGUUCGUGAUGACCACCAAGAGCAGAUACCGACUGAAGACCGUGAAAAGAAAUCCACGGAAUCAACAGAGAGUUUACAGGAAGUGGAGAUCACAGAGCACGUCCCUGUCAUUCAAAAGAAGCCUCUUCGAGGGAGAAGAGGCAACCCGGUGGAAGAUGAGCAGGGUGCCGCUUUAGAGGAAGCUCUUGUCUCUGCUCCAGUCAGGGCCGUAAGAAGGAAGAGAACUGAAGCAACUGCGCCACCCGCAGGCAGACUAACUACCAGAAGUCGGAACACAAAGACAAAGGUACAAUCUUCUGAUGCUCUCACUGAAAUGGUGCCGGAGAAAGAUGCGCACGUGAAUGCGUUGACUGAAACUUCAGAAACUAACACCAGCCAAGAAGAUUUCCAGACUCCUGCAGCGGACUCGGUCGUGAAGCCUAGUAAGGGCAGGAAAACCAAACGCGCACCUGAGCCAGAAAAGUCACUUGCCGUGGAACAAGUCCAGCCACUGGCACCCACCGAUAAAAGGGGAAGUCGCAGAAAAGUCAUCUCUGAGACAGCUGAGUCGCAGGAACUUGAAAAAGUCACCUCUGAAGAAACGAAUUAUCAGUCCAAGCCUCUCGCCAGAGGAACGAGAGGCCAGAAUGCCAAACGCAAAAAAGAGCAAGAGAAUAGUGACAAACCUUCCACAACGGCACAGUCGGAGUUUGCACUCCAGCAGCCGACAAAAACAUCCAGUAACAAAAAGGGUGACGUCGAAAAUCUUGUCCCAGUUGAAGCAGAAGGACCACCGGUCUCUGAACCAGAGCAGAUAAGUGAACCCACUUCUGGCCUUGCAAAAACAAGACGAGGAGUGGUACGAAAACAAAAGCAAGCAGCAGUUACGCCUGAUUCCACAGAGACCCGCGAUGGUGCAAUUGAGACGGCAACGGUAAAACCCCAACGAAGAGGAAGAACAAAACAAAUUGAAGAUGUUCCCACCGCACAGGUACCAGAGGAAAAAUCGGAACUAAAACCGAAGCAGCAGAGGGGAAGAGGUUUGAAAGAUGACAUGAAACAAGUCGAUGCAGCCAAGAGAGCGCGACGAGAGCCAACCUCCUCCCAUGAGGAGGCCCAAAAAGGUUCAGUGGCAGUUCCGGAGUCAGCUCCAACUUCAGCAGAACCAGUCAAAAGGGGAAAACGGCCACUCGCCAAAUCGGAUCUGUCUGACGUGAACGAAAAACAGUCAAAUGCCAGCAGCCAUUCAAACGCCACAAGUCAAGAACCACAAAACCGCUCCAGAGCAGUGAAGUGGAGCCUUCAUGUCGAAGUCCGCGAAAUCCCCAAAAGAACCCUGAGAGCGGUUCGAGGCAAGCGGUCAAAUAUUGGUGAUCAAAUGGAGACUCAAAGCCAGAGUGAGUCAGAGAAUGUGGAGGAGGACCUUUCAGAAAAGGCAGCGGAGCCUCAGCCCGCCAAGAGAGCCCGGCGAGGGGCAAAGGUUGCAAAGGAAGCAGAGUCCACCACAAAAGUCGACACCAGCAAAGCUGAAGAUGCGGAGACUCAGCCCAAAAACAGAAGAGGGCGAUCAGCUAAGAAAUGUUAACACCUCUGCAUAUAUCCAUUGAUCAGAACAUGUUUUUAUUUUCGUUUUUUCUACAAGUUGUUUAAUUGGCGUUCUUAAAUGUAUUUUCGCCUCUAUGCAGAUGAAAAAUUAAGCACUGUGUGUUCUGCCUUUUUGUAUUUUAUUUUUGACAGCAGGGAAUUUUAUAAACUUACGUUUUCAAUGAUUUUCAUUCAUUACGUCUUGCAGCUGGGUUAUUGUUAGGUUAAAAAAAAAUUAUCAAUGGCAGCAUUUCUGUGUUUUUUCUUUUUCUGCACAGUAUGUGGGUGCGCUUGUGUCAACAGGUUACCGUCAAUAAAUGGAUUAGUGUUCUGAGAUUA